AUGACCGUGUUCUCCUUCUGUCGCCUCCAUGAGGGUAAAAAAAAAACAGGUUUCAUCUUCUGUGUCUGACACUGAUCCUGUUGAACCCUGAACAGGUCUGAAGAGGAAAGAGGAGAAACCACCUGAGGCGGACUCACCUGAGAAGCAGACAGGUGAGGACAGAGGGAGUCUGAGCUCUUUUGUUUCUGUUACCUGAGAAAUCCGCCGUUAUUCCCACCUGAGAGCUCAGACCUGAGGGCGUGUCAGACCUGAGGGCUCAGACCUGAGGGCGUGUCAGACCGGAGGGCGUGUCAGACCGGAGGGCGUGUCAGACCUGAGGGCGUGUCAGACCUGAGGGCGUGUCAGACCUGAGGGCGUGUCAGCCUCACCUGACCUCCACCAACACCCAGAAACUGAAGAUGUACCAGCUCCACCCUCCACCACAGUGUCACUAACUUAUCAAACAGGUUCUGAUAGAGGAAGAACCAAACAGGUCCAAAGUUUCUUCUUCUUCUUCUCCUGAAGUUCAGCUGGUUGAAGGUCCAGCUCUGCUCUGAGCUCUUCUCUCUUGUUCUGACGCGGAGGUUCAUAAAAACUAGAUUUAGAAAAAACACAGAAAAUUUCUUUAAACUCUAAAUCGUUUCUUUUUUAAGGUACCAAAGACACUAGUGAACUAUUGACUAAAGGAACCAAUCAGCAAGCUCCAGAGCCACAGGAGGCGGAGCCAACAGCAGCAGCCACGGUGGAACCCCUGGAAGAGGAUCCUGCAGAAGGUGUGAGAGCUGCUAACAUGUUUGUAGUCCUGAAACCGGUCCAGAUGAAGGUUCUUUAAACUCUUAGAGUCUGUUAGAAUAAACCGAAGAUAAACUACGAUCUAGAUCAUCUUCACUCUGAAAUCAGAAUCUAUGUGAACUCCGACCUGUCUGUGAGUCUCAGGUUCAGAGAGCAGAUCCUCACCUGAUGACCCAGGUAUGAUGUUCGUUAGACUCUCAGUCCGUUUCCAUGACACUGGAGAAAACUGAAUUAUCGCCUUAUUCCGAUUAAGACCGGACAGCUGAAGGUCAUGUGACCACCUUAGUCCGACUAUAAUCGGAGUCGGAGAACUCCGAACUCUGAGGGACGAAGUUUAAAGACAUUUAAGGGUUAAAAUGAUCGGAAAUAAAACUGAUUUUUAUGGUUUUCAGAUGAUUUCAAACCAAUGUUGUCCAACAGGUUAGUCACAUGACUCUGGAGUGGGAAUCAACUGGACUUAGUUGAGGCGAAACGUCUCGACUAAGUCCAGUUGUCCUUUCAACGAAGAAUUAGAAAUCACUCAGUCCAUUUCCACGACACUGGAGAAAACCGAAUUAUCGCCUUAUUCCGAUUAAGACCGGACAGCUGAAGGUCAUGUGACCACCUUAGAACGACUAUAAUCAGAGUUUAAGAACUCUGAUGUCAUCAAGGUAACUCUGUCUGUGUCUGAAACAGGAUCCAAGACCCUCCAUGUGGACUCGGAGAUCCAAGGUCAGUCCUGCUCCUCACUGUGUGUGUGUGUGUGUGUGUGUGUGUGUGUGUGUGUGUGUGUGUGUGUGUGUGUGUGUGUGUGUGUGUGUGUGUGUGUGUGCGUGUGCUCUAACGUGUGUGUGUGUGUGUGCGCGCGCUCUAACGGGUGUGUGUGUGUGUGUGCGCGCUCUAACGGGUGUGUGUGUGUGUGCGCGCUCUAACGGGUGUGUGUGUGUGUGUGCUCUCUAACGGGUGUGUUCUGCUGGUUUCAGAGGCCGUCCCCCUCCCCCCUCUGUCAGAGGACUUUGUUCCAGGUCAGUUGGACUCUCCUGAUCCUCUUUGCGGUUCUGUCUGUGUUUUUCUGACUAUAUUUGGACCUCAGAACCGCAGCUCCUCCCCCAUCAGGGCGGGCUCAGGCUGGUUCAGGGGCGGGGCUGUAACACAAUAAAAAGGACCGCCGACCUCUGACCCUCUAAAGCCUGAUGGUCAAAAAUGAUGUGACAGGAAAAAAAAACACUCUGAGGGCCUGUAGGGGGCGCUGUUCCACAGGACCACACUCUGAGGGCCUGUAGGGGGCGCUGUUCCACAGGACCACACUCUGAGGGCCUGUAGGGGGCGCUGUUCCUGUUUAAAUGUUGUCAAGGAGACGCGGUUGAAGACCUGUUUUUUAUUGGACGGUGUUUUUGAAUGUCUAAUGACACUAGGGGGCGCUCCUAAAGAAAUUCAAAGCUUUAAAAAACCUUUUCUCUAAGACUGCAGAUCCAUAAAUCCAGAAGGUUCUGGAACUCUGUGUGAAUGAUGAUCGAUCAUGGUUCUUUGUUUGUUUGUUUGUUUGUUUGUUAAAAAAAUGAAGCUCUAAUAAAAAGGACGGACAGCAGGUUAAAGUGGGCGGUCCUAAACUGAUGCUGACUCUCCUCUUCCUGUUUCAGACGACCCCCGGGUCAGCGCUCAGACCGACGGUGGGUGAAGCUCUUCAGCUCUUCUCUCCGUGUUUCUGUUUCUCAUCAAGUUUGAUCUGAUUUCUCGUCUGAUUUCAGGAGAUCGAGUCGAGACCAUCGACACCACAGGAGGUCAGAGGUCAACCUGUUGGAUUAGGACUUUCCUGAGUCUCCUCAGGACUCAUGAAGUUCUCCGGGUCCAAACCCAAGACCUGGUUUUCUACACUGAGUUCAGGAUUCUGACAUUUGAGGUUCUAACUCUCACUGUCCUUUAUUUCUGCUCUAGUUCUGGUGGAGGAGCGCCCCCCAGAGGAGACUGUAGGUGGGUCCGAGAUAGAGAAGACAAACCUGGUCCACUUUGAUGUGGUUCUGGUCUUUUUGGUUCUGGAUUUAGUUCUUCGUGUUUCUGUGUGAGAUAAUGACCUCAUAUUCUUCUCCUUCUUCUUCUUCUUCCUCUUCUUCUUCUUCUCCUUCUCCUUCUUCUUCUUCUUCUUCUUCUUCUUCUUCUGUGGUGGUCCUGCAGAGACGUCCACUCAGUACCUGACCAGCUCCAGGUUCUCACAGGCUGCAGGUAAAGAGAGAGAACAGCUGAUUUCUAGAAGGUCCAGAUCAGGUUUUCAGAUCCAGUUACCGUCUUGGACUUUGUUCUGAUUCUGACUUUUAUCAGAGACGGUGGAGGAACCAGGAGACCAGAGAACCGAACCAGAACCUCAGGAGACACAGGACCAGAGAACCGAACCAGAACCUCAGGAGACACAGGACCAGAGAACCGAACCAGAACCUCAGGAGACACAGGACCAGAGAACCGAACCAGAACCUCAGGAGACACAGGACCAGAGAACCGAACCAGAACCUCAGAAGACACAGGACCAGAGCGAGGGACCAGCAGAGACCGAGAGUGAGCAUAGACACACACGCACACACACACACACACACACACACACACACAGGUCCUCCUGAAACAGUGUCUCCUCUGAUCUUCUACAGCAGCAGCUCCAGAGACUGAAGACAAGUCCAAAGACCAAGACCAGGACCAAGGUACUGAGACCCUCAGCUUGACCCUCCUGGUCUGGACCCUCCUGGUCUGGACUCUCCUGGUCUGACUCUGAUGAUGGUUUUUGUUUCUCUGCAGAAAUGAAGAAGAAGAAGAAGAAGAAGAAACCCAAACUGUUCAACAAGUUCGACAAAACCAUCAAAGAAGAAAUCGACGCAGCCGAGAAACUUCGGAAAAAGGUAAAAAAGACGAAAAAGAGAAACUUCGGAAAAAGGUAAAAAAGACGAAAGAGAGACGAGACUGACAAUGGUUUACUCCACAUCUUUGUGUGUGUGUGUGUGUGUACUUGUGUGUGUGUUUUAGGGUAGACUGCAGGACGCUCUGACGGCGUUCGAGUCGUUGGUCCAACAGUUUCCUCAGAGUCCUCGAGCUCGCUACGGAAAAGCACAGGUACCAAACAGUACUACUACAGUAAUGUACUAUAGUACUACUACAGUAAUACUACAGUACUACUACACUAUUAUACUACAGUAAUGUACUACAGUACUACUACACUAUUAUACUACAGUACUACUACACUAUUAUACUACAGUAAUGUACUAUAGUACUACUACACUAUUAUACUAUAGUACUACUACACUAUUAUACUACAGUUAUACUACAGUACUACUACACUAUUAUAUUACAGUAAUGUACUAUAGUACUACUACACUAUUAUACUAUAGUACUACUACACUAUUAUAUUACAGUAAUGUACUAUAGUACUACUACACUAUUAUACUAUAGUACUACUACACUAUUAUAUUACAGUAAUGUACUAUAGUACUACUACACUAUUAUACUAUAGUACUACUACACUAUCAUACUACAGUAAUGUACUACAGUACUACUACACUAUUAUACUACAGUCAUACUACAGUAUUUCUACACUGUUAUACUACAGUAAUGUACUACAGUCUACUACAGUAAUGUACUACAGUACUACUACACUAUUAUACUACAGUUAUACUACAGUACUACUACACUAUUAUACUACAGUCAUACUACAGUAUUACUACACUGUUAUACUACAGUAAUGUACUACAGUCUACUACAGUAAUGUACUACAGUACUACUACACUAUUAUACUACAGUUAUACUACAGUACUACUACACUAUUAUACUACAGUAAUGUACUACAGUACUACUACACUAUUAUACUACAGUACUACUACACUAUUAUACUACAGUACUACUACACUAUUAUACUACAGUACUACUACACUAUUAUACUACAGUACUACUACACUAUUAUAUUACAGUAAUGUACUAUAGUACUACUACACUAUUAUACUAUAGUACUACUACACUAUCAUACUACAGUAAUGUACUACAGUACUACUACACUAUUAUACUACAGUCAUAUUACAGUAUUACUACACUGUUAUACUACAGUAAUGUACUACAGUCUACUACAGUAAUGUACUACAGUACUACUACACUAUUAUACUACAGUUAUACUACAGUACUACUACACUAUUAUACUACAGUAAUGUACUACAGUACUACUACACUAUUAUACUACAGUACUACUACACUAUUAUACUACAGUACUACUACACUAUUAUACUACAGUACUACUACACUAUUAUACUACAGUAAUGUACUACAGUACUACUACACUAUUAUACUACAGUAAUGUACUAUAGUACUACUACACUAUUAUACUACAGUAAUGUACUACAGUACUACUACAGUAUUAUAUUACAGUAUUACUACGGUGUUAUACUACAGUAUUAUACUACAGUAUUACUACAGUAUUACUACAGUAUUACUACAGUAUUACUACAGUAUUAUAGUACCGUUAUACUACAGUGAUACUACAGUAUUGUACUACAGUACUACUACACUAUUAUACUACAGUACUACUACACUAUUAUACUACAGUACUACUACACUAUUAUACUACAGUACUACUACACUAUUAUACUACAGUAAUGUACUACAGUACUACUACACUAUUAUACUACAGUAAUGUACUACAGUACUACUACAGUAUUAUAUUACAGUAUUACUACGGUGUUAUACUACAGUAUUAUACUACAGUAUUACUACAGUAUUACUACAGUAUUACUACAGUAUUAUAGUACAGUUAUACUACAGUAUUACUACAGUAUUAUAGUACAGUAUUAUACUACAGUAUUAUAGUACAGUAUUACUACAGUACUGUUCGUCCUCAGACGGAGGACGACCUGGCGGAGAAGCUGCGCAGUAACGACGUCCUUCAGAAAGCCAUCAACACCUACAGAGACGCCGCAGAGCUUCCUGACGUGACCCCUGACCUCCUGAGAGCGGCGCUGAAGAGGCGGGCGGAGCGGCAGCAGUUCCUGGGUAACUCUGAUGGAGGACACGCUCAGGUAGACCCACUCAGAGUCCGGUCCAGUCUGAUGGUUGUGGUUCUGGUCCUCAGGUCGGAUGCGUGGUUCUCUGGUGACCCUGCAGAGGUUGACUCAGAUCUUCCCUGAUGACAUCAGUCUGAAGAACGACCUCGGCGUCGCUCACCUACUGCUGGGAGACAACAAGGGCGCCAAGGCCGUCUACGAGGAGGUCAGUGUGUGUGUGUGUGUGUGUGUGUGUGUGUGUGUGUGUGUGUGUGUGCACGUGGACCAAACACACACUCCUCAUGAUUGACAGGUUCUGUCCUGAGCUCUGAUUGGCUGUUCUUCACCUGCAGGUUCUCGAGGUCGCACCAGACGACGGAUUCGCCAAAGUUCACUACGGGUUCAUCCUGAAGUCGGAGAACAAGAUCGCAGAGAGUAUCCCGUACCUGAGGGUACACACACACACACACACCUGUACACACACACACACACCUGUACACACACACACCUGUACACACACACACACACCUGUACACACACACACCUGUACACACACACACACACACACACACACACACCUGUACACACACACACCUGUACACACACACACACACACACACACACACACCUGUACACACACACACACACCCACACACACACACCUGUACACACACACACACACACACACACACACACACACACCUGUACACACACACACACACCCACACACACACACCUGUACACACACACACACACACACAUACACACACACACACACCUGUACUGUCCUCUUUGAGCUGACCUCUGACCCCGUGGUCUGUGUCCUCAGGAGGGUCUGGAGUCCGGUGACCCGGGGACAGACGACGGCAGGUUUUAUUUCCACCUUGGAGACGCUCUGCAGAGAGUCGGGGACAGCAGCGUGAGUAUUGAUUAUUGAUCUUCAUGAAGAGAGUCGAUCAGAAAAACAAACAGAUGUCUCUCCUCUGAACGUGUCAGUGAUGGAAGAUCAGUUCUUUUGACUGAAUCUUUAGAAUCAUUAAAAAGAUUCGUUCAAAAGAUUCGCUCACUGAAUCAGUCAGUGUUUCGGAGCCCCGCCCUGUCGCUGCAGUACACCAGUGAGUGACACAGCGGCGAGUUCGUUCAUUAGCCCCUCCCCUCCUCUGCUGCUGAAGUCACAGCGUCGUUCUCUGGGUGACUCGUGUCGUUCAUUCACCAAGUCCUGAAGGAAGAAUCACUCCCCCGCCCUGAAAAACUCACCUCUCUGUGUGUCGCCGUCUGUCGGCGGAAACAACACAGCAGCGAGCAGCACGCCGCUCUGAGAUCUUUAGUCAAAUCAAGAUCAUGAAUCAGGUCCACCACCACCGUCACAGAACACAAAACUAUCAAUCAAACCAACUUUUACAUCCAUGUGACAAAAGAAAACAAGUUUAGAAGAGUUUAAUUUAUUAGGAUCUUAAUGAGGGUCUCCUCUGGACCUCACAAACUCAAUCAGUGCCGAUCGACCACUGAUCAAUAAAACCACAACCAUGACGUGAUCGUUUACUGACGACGAGCCUGUUAAAAUGGUCGAAAAACAAAGAGGUCGAAAUUAUUUUAACAUUAAAACGUGUGUGUGUGUGUGUGUGCAGGCCUAUCACUGGUAUGAAGUGGGUCAUCAGCGAGGACACUUCGCCUCAGUCUGGCAGAGGUCUCUGUAUAACGUGGACGGACUGAAGGCUCAGCCGUGGUGGACGCCCAAAGAGACGGGAUACACCGACCUGGUCAAGGUGAGAGCAGAGAGUGUGUGUGUGUGUGUGUGUGUGUGUGUGUGUGUGUGUGUGUGUGUGAGUGUGUGUGUGUGUGUGUGUGUGUGUGAGAGAGUGUGUGUGAGAGUGUGUGUGUGUGUGUGUGUGUGAGAGUGUGUGUGUCUCCACCAGUUCACCUUCACUGGUUUCUAAGAGGACCUGUGGACGUUUUCAGACUCUGGAGAGGAACUGGAGGACGAUCAGAGACGAGGCUCUGGCUGUGAUGGACACAUCAACGGGACUGUUCCUACCUGAGGAGGAGAACCUGAGGGAGAAGGGAGAGUGGGGACAAUACACACUGUGGCAGCAAGGUACACAACACACACAUACACACACCUGAGGAGGAGGAGGAGGAGGAGGAGGAGCAGUGAGCCGCUCCUCUGUGUGACCAACAGUUUAACUCUGAGACCUUUUAAAGACGGACCUGAUUCAGACCCGGAUCUGUCCUCAAAACUGGAGAACCCAGUCACCAAGGUGGUGCUGUUGUUGUUGUUGUCGUUGUUGUUGUUGUUGGUUCUGGUUCUGACGGGUCAGCAGGAUUUCUCUGAACCUCCUUGUUUAUUUUGUGUUCAGGUAAAAAAUCUGGAUCAGCCUGUCAGGGCGUCUCUAAGACCUGCGCUCUUCUGGAGAGAUUCACUGAAGCGACAGGCUGUAAGAGAGGACAGGUACACACACACACACACACACACACACACACACACACAGGUACACACACACAGGCUGUAAGAGAGGACAGGUACACACACACACACACAGAUACACAGGUACACGAACAGAAACACACACACAGGUACACACACACAGUAAGAGAGGACAGGUACACACACACACACACACACAUACACACAUACACACACACAGUAAGAGAGGACAGGUACACACACACACACACACACACACACACACAGGUACACACAUACACACACACAGGUACACACACACAGUAAGAGAGGACAGGUACACACACACACACACACACACACACACACACACACACACAGUAAGAGAGGACAGGUACACACACACACACACACACACACACACACACACACACACACACACAGGUACACACACACACAGUAAGAGAGGACAGGUACUCACACACACACACACACACACAGAUACACACACACAGAUACAGGUACACACACACAAACACACAGAAACACACACAGGUACACACACACAAAACACACAGAAACACACACACACACACACACACACACACACACACACACACACACACAGUAAGAGAGGACAGGUACACACACACACACACACACACACACAGGUACACACACACACAGUAAGAGAGGACAGGUACACACACACACACACACACACACACACACACACAGGUACACACACAGGUACCUGCUCGGUUUGACCGUCCAUCUAUGUCUGUGUGUCUCUGUCUGUGUGUCUGUGUCUCUCUGUCUCCCCCCCCCCCCCCCUCCCUCUCUCCCCCCUCUCUCCCUCUCUCCCCCCCUCCCCCCCUCUCCAGAUCAAGUUCUCGGUCAUGCAGCCUGGGACUCAUGUCUGGCCUCACACCGGUCCCACUAACUGCAGACUCAGGAUCCACCUCGGACUCGUCAUCCCCAAAACCGGCUGUAGGAUCCGCUGCACCAACCAGACCAGGUACACCUACACCCUCAUCCUCCUCCUGCCUCCUCCUUCCUCCUCCUCUUGUCUCCUCUCCUUACCUCCUCCUGUUUGUCCCCUCUUGUCUCCUCUCCUAGUUUCCUUUCCUACUCUCUUUGUGUCUGCUUUUAUCUUAGUUUUCCUUUUUUGUUUCCUUUCCUUAAAUAGUCUCCUUGUCUUCUUUCCUUCCUUUUUUUUCAUCAGGGUUCUUGUUUUCCUCACCUCCUUGUUUCCUCUCCUCCCUUGUUUCCUCCUCACCUGUCCUCUGCAUCCUAGUCUUAUCUCCUUGUUUCCUUUACUUAACUCCUUUCUGUUUUUCUCUCCUUCUUGUUUUCUUCUUAAAUUUGACUCAUCUCCCCGAUCAUCUCUGAUCACCUGGUGGUCUCCGGUUCCUCCUGGUCCCUCCUGGUUCCUCCUGGUUCCUCCUGGUCCCUCCUGGUCCCUCCUGGUCCUGGUCUCAGGGAGUGGGAGGAGGGUAAAGUCCUGAUCUUCGACGACUCCUUUGAACACGAGGUCUGGCAGGAAGCCGACAGUUUCCGCCUCAUCUUCAUCGUAGACGUUUGGCACCCAGAGCUCACGGCGUACCAGCGCCAGACUCUGAGUCCGAUCUAG
Xyrichtys novacula (pearly razorfish) is the source of this 9790-nucleotide messenger RNA. Lineage: Eukaryota; Metazoa; Chordata; Actinopteri; Labriformes; Labridae. The record is from the annotation of a GenBank genome assembly.